AUGCAGAAGCGGGAGAAACCCGACAUUGAGAAAUUACAGAGACCUGACUUACUUUCUGGUCCACAACGAGCAUUUCCCAUAUGGGACGCCACAAGUAGGCAAAGCCGAGGGGAACCCCGAGCAGCACUGCAGAGAUCAUCACCGCAACCGAUAUGCAGGACCCUGCAGCAGCUCUACGGGUACGCCCGAGCCUACCUCACCGAUAUGCUGUGGCUCUGCGGAGGCCUUGAUGACCAGACUGCGCAAGAAACAGACGGCGCAUCAAUGGGUUAA
Molecule: messenger RNA, 273 nt
Organism: Pelobates cultripes (western spadefoot toad)
Lineage: Eukaryota; Metazoa; Chordata; Amphibia; Anura; Pelobatidae
Source: the annotation of a GenBank genome assembly